UUGAGGUUGAGGUUAUAUUGUUUGUAACCUCAAUAAUUUUCUGAAACUAAAAAUGUUAUCAACUCUCAUAAACCCCGACUAACAGCAACGUCCCCAUCAGUAUGUUGUCAAGAAAUCUCUCUUCGAAUGCGGUCUUCUACAUAAGCCUCGCCGCAUUUGUUGUUUUUUCGAAACACAUCUUUGAUAAUGUGUUUCGUGCAAGCCAGCUGAUAAUCGACGAAGAGUUUCAUCUUCAACAGGGCCUUUUAUAUUGCAAUUUCACCUUUAAUACCUGGAAUCCUAAAAUAACAACUUUACCAGGAUUGUACUUAAUUUCCGCUGCUAUAUUAGGACCAUUACAAUUAUGUUCAGUGUAUGGACUACGAUUUACAAAUUUACUGGGUUCAUUUUUAAAUCUUAUACUGUUUCGCAAGUAUCUCACGCUACAGAAUCCAAAGCAUUCUUGGUCUAAUUUGAUGUCGAGUAUUAACAUAGCGAUUUUACCACCAUUGUACUUCUUCUCGCAUGUUUAUUAUACUGAUGUUCUUUCAAUUACGUUCAUUUUGUUGGCAAGUAUUGCUCAGAAGAAGAAUAACCACAUCAUGGCAUCACUUUAUGGUGCCUUGUCGGUUAUGAUGAGACAAACAAAUAUAGUAUGGGUGGUAUUUCUACUGGGACAAUAUGCUUUAAAGCAAUUCCUUGUACAUUUAAAGAAAAAGCAUUCAGAUAUUUGUAUAAGUGAUUUGGCACCCUUACAGCGGCAUUUAAAGGUUCAAAACAUCCUGAGAAAUCUUUUUUCAAAAUCACAUCAAUUUUGGACCAAUAUUGCAACUUACAUCCUUGUGCUCGCUGCUUUUGUACUUUUUAUAUUUAUGAAUGGUAGUAUUGUUGUUGGUGAUAAAUCUGCGCACACUGCUUCUCUACAUGUACCUCAACUAUUUUACUUUCUUGUAUUUUGUUUGAUCUUUGGUUGGCCAUAUUUUGUGAGAGAAUUAUCUCACUUUUUCUCUUACAUUCGGAACAGGUUCAUUUUUUCUGUUCUUGUAUUAACUAUAUUUGCAAUAAUAGUUUACGUAAACACAUUGGAACAUGACUAUUUGUUGGCAGACAAUCGUCACUACACUUUUUACAUUUGGAACAGGUUUUACGCCAAAUAUAAACUAUUUCGUUAUUUAAUGGUCCUAGUAUAUUACUUUGGAUUGUACGGAUUACUUUCAAAUUUGAAUGCUAAUCGCAAGAUAAUAUUAACAUUCAUGUUUUUACUCUGUACCACUACAGUUUUAGUAUUUCAAAAAAUGAUUGAGGUCAGAUAUUUUUUAAUUCCGUAUGUUUUAUUCAGGUUACAUUUAGAGAAUGUGAAAUGGUCGAAUCUACUGUUGGAGUUUUGUACUUUUUGCACAAUAAAUCUUGCAACAUUUUAUGUAUUCUUCACGAAAGAUAUAUAUUGGUCGGAUUAUGAUUAUGUUCAAAAGUUAAUUUGGUGAAUAAAGAAAUUAUUAUAAAGUAUA
Molecule: messenger RNA, 1487 nt
Organism: Photinus pyralis (common eastern firefly)
Lineage: Eukaryota; Metazoa; Arthropoda; Insecta; Coleoptera; Lampyridae
Product: putative Dol-P-Glc:Glc(2)Man(9)GlcNAc(2)-PP-Dol alpha-1,2-glucosyltransferase
Exons: 5
Coding region: 102-1463 (453 amino acids)
Biological process (GO): dolichol-linked oligosaccharide biosynthetic process; protein N-linked glycosylation
Cellular component (GO): endoplasmic reticulum
Molecular function (GO): dolichyl pyrophosphate Glc2Man9GlcNAc2 alpha-1,2-glucosyltransferase activity
Source: RefSeq, a predicted model, not a curated record